Messenger RNA from Tricharina praecox, 440 nucleotides. RefSeq lists its product as uncharacterized. Bases 62 to 358 code for a protein of 98 amino acids. The transcript is spliced from 3 exons. NCBI's taxonomy places the organism in Eukaryota, Fungi, Ascomycota, Pezizomycetes, Pezizales, Pyronemataceae. The record is from RefSeq and is a predicted model, not a curated record.
GUGAGAUUGGUGAGAUUGGUGAGUGAGCUGCUCGCGGGACGUAUAGGAGGAGAGGGGGAAUAUGCUCCUCCUCCUCCUCCUCCUCCUCUCCUCUCCCCCCGGGGCCGUGAGGGACGGGCCGAGGGAGGGACGGAGGGAGGUAUAUAUAAUCCAGACUAUGGUUUGUGCUCACUGCCCACUGCCACUUUUUCCGUGUGCACUGUGCGAGUGUUUAAAUACCGGCAUGGAAUUCCCACAUACCUACUUAGACCGAUGGCCCAGUGGCGGGCAGGACCUGAAUGAUUCCGUGCUGGCCAAUUCUGAGGAGACUGGCGGAGUAACUUUUAACUAUCCGGCUUGUUUUGAGGGGACCUUUUAGAAAGCAACAAGAAAAGAAAGCAGCCUGUGUUCUCCAGGCCCAACAACCUCAAAGUACCUCUGCGGUGUUGAUAAUAAUGUCU